Messenger RNA from Alternaria ventricosa, 537 nucleotides. RefSeq lists its product as uncharacterized. The record is from RefSeq and is a predicted model, not a curated record. NCBI's taxonomy places the organism in Eukaryota, Fungi, Ascomycota, Dothideomycetes, Pleosporales, Pleosporaceae. Bases 1 to 537 code for a protein of 178 amino acids. The transcript has a single exon.
AUGAGCAACGCAUCAUCAACCAAAUUCCAUCUCAUUCAGCACGAGAAACACGUCGCGACGAAAGGAGUCUUCAUGUCCAGCCUCAUCAAGAACGUCAUCAUCCUAGGAGCAUCCGGUUCUGUUGGCGCACCCAUACUUGACGCGCUCCUCGCGGAACCCUCCUUCAACGUAACCAUUGUCAGCCGUGCAUCCUCAUCAGUCUCGUUCCCAUCUCACAUCCCCAUCAUCAAAAUCUCGGACGCCUUCACGACAGAAGAGCUCACAGAAGCCUUCAAGGGUCAAGAUACAGUCGUAGUCGCGUUAUCCACCAGCCCAGUCACCGCUGGCGGAGAAGAUGGUCUAGCAUUCCGCCUCAUCGACGCUGCACUUGCAGCACGCGUAGAACGGUUCAUUCCCAGCGAAUUUGGCGCCAACAAUCUCAAUCCCCGGGCUCGCGCUCUCGUACCGACAUACGACCUUAAGGGAGAAAUGCUGAAGUACCUCAUCAACACACGCGACGAAAAACACAGCAAGAUGACGUGGAGCAGAAUUUAUUGA